GUGGGCACCCAAUGUUGCGCGUCCUUAUAAUUUGGAGAGGUGUAUGCAGCGCACGACCCGUUCGCCUUUCCAGGUGGAAAUCCAGGAGGAGCCCAGAGCAAUUUUGAACCGGGACUACUGCGACUGAACCCGGUUCAGGACAGGUGAAAUUCCCAGCAGGCUGCAGUUUAAGGGCCACAGGAUCGAUUGUUCUUCAAGUGAGGGGAUCAGCAAACGCAAACUAUCCGCUCGGGUCAUGGAUAUAAAGGCCAGCGGCUGAAACAAGGAGGCUGAAUUCGGGAUUUCCGGGGAUAUUUACGAACGUUGGAUUCACACUCCUGCAUCCGUUCUUCAUUUUUAUUUUAAGCCGAUCUGAAACAACGAUGAAAACGAAGCAAGGCCGAUUUUUGCUGCUCUAAAUCGACAUUAUCUGUGACGUGUGAGGACAUCAGAGGCGCCGAAAAUGAAGGAGAAAUCCAAAACUGCCGCAAGGACUAGACGGGAAAAGGAAAACAGUGAAUUUUAUGAACUGGCUAAAAUGCUGCCUCUACCGUCUGCCAUCACCUCCCAACUCGACAAAGCCUCCAUAAUAAGACUGACUACCAGCUACCUGAAAAUGAGGAUUGUUUUCCCGCAGGGUCUUGGUGAGGCUUGGGGUCACACAAGUCGAACAAGAUCUUUGGAUAACAUUGGAAGGGAGCUCGGAUCCCAUUUAUUACAGACGUUAGAUGGGUUCAUAUUCGUCGUUGCUCCAGAUGGGAAGAUUAUGUAUAUCUCAGAGACAGCGUCGGUCCAUUUAGGACUGUCUCAGGUAGAGUUGACCGGGAACAGCAUUUAUGAAUAUGUCCACCCUGCAGACCAUGAUGAGAUGACAGCUGUACUAACGCCGCAUCAGCCCUAUCACUCACAUUUUGUGCAAGAAUAUGAGGUGGAGCGAUCUUUCUUUUUGCGGAUGAAAUGUGUGCUUGCAAAACGAAACGCAGGACUAACAAGCGGUGGAUACAAAGUCAUCCACUGCAGUGGUUACCUAAAGAUCCGUCAAUACAGUCUGGACAUGUCACCUUUCGAGGGCUGCUACCAGAAUGUGGGGCUGGUGGCUGUGGGUCAUUCUCUGCCACCCAGCGCUGUUACAGAAAUAAAACUCCAUAGUAACAUGUUUAUGUUCAGGGCCAGUCUGGACAUGAAGCUUAUUUUUCUGGACUCAAGGGUAGCUGAGCUGACGGGUUAUGAGCCACAGGAUCUAAUAGAGAAAACGUUGUACCAUCAUGUCCACAGCUGUGAUAUCUUCCAUCUCCGCUGUGCUCAUCACCUUUUGUUGGUGAAAGGCCAGGUCACUACUAAGUAUUACCGUUUCCUCGCCAAGCAUGGUGGCUGGGUCUGGGUCCAGAGUUACGCCACUAUUGUCCACAAUAGCCGAUCUUCAAGACCACAUUGUAUCGUCAGUGUCAACUACGUUCUCACGGACACUGAAUAUAAAGGAAUGCAGCUUUCCCUAGAUCAAAUGAGUCCCACAAAACCAGCCUUCCCCUAUGCUGACAGUCAAAGCGAGGACAGAAAAACGAGCAAGUCUCGUUUGACCCAAUCCAAGGCAAAAUCCAGAGUAUCACCCUAUCCUCAGCAAUUUGCAGCUUUCAACCCAGAGCGUUCAGAAUCGGACCAAGACAGCCAGUGGGGAGGGAGCCCUCUGACAGACACAGCCUCUCCUCAGUUGUUGGAUCCAAGCGAGGCUGCUGAGGCAUCUUGCGCCUAUAGACUAUAUCCAGAUUCUGGGUCCUUGUGCUACAGUCUGGGUUUAUCUGAAGAUGAUCUCACCCACACCCAAACUCACACCACCACUUGCGACCGUGUCCGAUGCCAAGGAGGCCGCUAUUUCUUGGGAACCCCUCAGUCGGGAAGAGAGAUGUGGUGGGACACAACACGUUCUGUCCUGUCGCUCCCAAAAUUCUCUGUGGACAACAGUGAGGGCUAUGAAAUCACAUCCUACCAUGGCGCCAUUCAUGGCCGGGCUCACUGGGAUGAAGACAGUGUUGUGAGUUCGCCUGAUGGAGGUGGCUCUACCAGCGAUUCAGGUGAGCGUUAUCAUGGUGACCAGUUCCAAUCAAGUCCUCGAGAACCAAGCAAGAUGGAAACCCUGAUUCGAGCAACACAACAAAUGAUCAAAGAGGAAGAGAAUCGUUUGCAGCAGCAGAAGGUGCUUCUGGAUGUCUCAGGCCUCACCAAAACUCACAGUCCCUGCUUCAGCUCCUCCAUACCCCAUCAUACUCAGCUUCCCAUGCCCAGUGUGGUGUGUCGUGGUCCCGGAGCUCCCAGCAUUGACCUCCCGUCGGAGCGCCUCCAUCACAGAGAUGGCAUCAAGGCACUUGGCCCUCAUGACAAUGAUGAAAAUACAACCAGCCCUGUGUCCGUGUCUCGUCUAAGCAGUCCCGGUUCUGAUGGUGUCCCUAGGUCUGGCCUCCUUCUAACCAAAGACUAUAUGCCAACAGAUUUAUCCCCCCACCCUGCACAGGCCCAUGGGAGUCCGCUGCUCUAUCCUGCCCAGGAGAGGCAGCAGAUGGACAGACAAGCAGCUUAUGCUUUGACCGGCUAUUCCCUGGAGCACCUGUACGACCCAGAGAACUUACGGAGUUAUUCUAGCCUGGCUUGUGGGGGAGUCCAGUAUGAUGUGGCAUCUCAUGUGAGGAUGCAGGCAGACCAGAUGCAAGGACACAAGGCCACCUCAGUCAUCAUAACCAAUGGCAGCUGACAGUUUCUGGUGCAGAUUGGCCACGUUGUCUAGGAUGAGGAUGUUACAGCCAAUGGCAAUGUAUAUGUGAGCAUCACUCACCAGAUGCUUCAUGCAAGAGACAACAUUUUGACAAAGGGAUGCAAAAUACCUUGUUACUGAACUGACGCUCUCCCGGUGGCCCAUUGAGCUCUACUUGUAAAUGUCAGGCCCUUAAAAUGUUCUAUUCUCUUUACUUUGUUGUCAGAGGAUGGUUUUCCAAAGCUCAAAGGAAAUAAUGUUUAUACACUGCUGGGCACUGGGAACAAGUGUGCUCCACUACAGGAAAAUUGCUGUUAUUCUAACGGUAGUGAACUGUAUUACCCUCCCACCAGAAGGCUGGUUAAACAUCAAGCAAAUGUUUCUGUCCCAAUCCUCCCACGCAUCGUUGAGCAUCUAAGUUAAUCUGUCCAGGAUGUGAUUUCCACAGACUUUAGGAAAACUUGUUGUUCCAUUGCCCCUUUACCCAGAAACUCCAAACUCCUUAAAAGCAUUAAAAUGCAGCACCAGAAAGACCUGCAGGCAGACAAGCAUUUCACUGUUGUAAGAUGUAAAUGUUUCCUUGUAUUUAUUAGUCAGUGGGCUGUUUUUCUGCAUGUGUCAUUAUUUUUAGUCAAAAUAGACAUAUUUUCAGGGGCCAAUAAAACAGUUUCUUUGAUUGGAUCAGAUCAUUAUUACCAUUUUAAAUUAAAUAUAAUUAAAAAAUAACUGAAGUUGAAAAGCAAAAUAAAAAUCUGCCUUUAAAAUGUGAA
Molecule: messenger RNA, 3492 nt
Organism: Cyprinodon variegatus (sheepshead minnow)
Lineage: Eukaryota; Metazoa; Chordata; Actinopteri; Cyprinodontiformes; Cyprinodontidae
Product: single-minded homolog 1-like
Exons: 12
Coding region: 443-2722 (759 amino acids)
Biological process (GO): regulation of transcription by RNA polymerase II
Molecular function (GO): RNA polymerase II transcription regulatory region sequence-specific DNA binding; protein dimerization activity; DNA-binding transcription factor activity, RNA polymerase II-specific
Source: RefSeq, a predicted model, not a curated record